UAAAAGAAAAAAAGGAGGGGGAAUAACAGAAUAAGGAAAAAAUCAUCUAAAGGAGGCAAGAAAGAAGAUGAAAGAUGGGAUAAAUCACACAGAAAAGCACAGGAGGAAGCGCCGCGCCACACCCUUGGCCUCUCCCUCGCCGCCCCCACAAGAGACGGAGGCCGAAGAGAUGUCACUCCAGUCAGUGAUGGCCGCCCUCCAGGCCGUGGAGAAGAAGAUGGAGGCCCAGGCCGCCCAGCUGCAGAGCCUGGAGAGACGCAUGGAGACAGCCGAGAAGAAGCUGGCCGAUUUUGAGAAGACGGCCGUGGAGUUCGGGAACCAGCUGGAGGGCAAGUGGGCCGUGCUGGGGACCCUGCUGCAGGAGUACGGGCUGCUGCAGCGGCGGAUGGAGAACAUGGAGAACCUGCUGAGGAACAGGAACUUCUGGGUCCUGCGGCUGCCCCCGGGCAGCACAGGGGAGGCCCCCAAGAUGCCCAGGCCACUCGAGAAUGAUGGCGUCUGCUUCUCGGAGCAGGAGUGGGAGAAUCUGGAGGACUGGCAGAAGGAGCUGUACAGAAAUGUGAUGAUGAGCAACUAUGAGACGCUAGUCUCUCUGAAGGUCCUUGGCCAGCCAGAAGGAGAAGCGGAGUUGGGUACAGAGAUGCUGGGAGACUUGGAGGAGGAAGGCCUUGGUGGUGUCCAUCCAGCAGAAGGGGUUGUGAUUAAGCAGGAGGUAGAGUACCCGCCGGAACGCUCUGAGGAUCUUCCGGGAGAGCUCUCAGGCCCCGCGGAAGAGCCGGCUUUCCUGGGCCCGGAGCAGACUGAGCUCUGGAACACUCAGGGCGGCUCUGUCCUCUUGGAACCAGGGGCCGGGGACGCUAAUCUAGAGGAGCCCACUGAGGGCAGCAGAGACCCUGGCAGUGACAGAAAUCUGGACUGCCCCCCGAAGCAGAAAUCUAAUAGGCCGGUGCAACUGGCUCCGGAAUGUAAUCCGGCCCUGAAGCUGAAUAGGGAAGAUUUCGGCCCCUACGAUUGUCCUGAGUGUGAGCUCAGCUUCCGCUGUGAGCAGCAGCUGGCCUAUCUGCGGGCCCACCCAUCGUGGGAGUCUUCCACCACCUCGGAGCCAGAGGAGGGUCUUAGGUCCAGGCCGCUGCUGAAGCCCCCGUCCAAGAAGGGGAAGCAGCAUCAGUGCGACGUGUGCAUGAGGAGCUUCAGCAGCAAGGUGAACCUGGCGAACCACCAGCGCUGCCAUUUGCAGGAGGGGCCCAGUGGUGGCCAGCGUGUCCAGGAGAGGUUCUCGCCCAACAGCCUGGUUGCCCUGCCAGGCCACAUCCCCUGGAGGAAAAGCCGGAGUUGCCUCAUCUGUGGUUACUGUGGCAAGAGCUUCAGCCACCCAUCAGAUCUGGUGCGGCACCAGCGCAUCCACACGGGUGAGCGGCCCUACACCUGCCCCGAGUGUGAGCGGAGCUUCGUGCAGAAGCAGCACCUCCUGCAGCACCAGAAGAUCCACCAGCGGGAGCGUGGCACGCUGGCCUCAGAGCCAGGCAGGCCCAACGGCCUGCUCUAAGGGUGCCAGCCCCCCGCCUGUCCGGGGGGGCUGAGGGGGCUGGCAUUGGUCCCCCGAAGAGACACUGUGCAGAGUCAGGGACUGACUUCUUCCUUGGGGGUGUCAUUUUGAUUUGCCUAACUUUGGCCAAGCAGCAGGCCGAGCCCAAGUCCUCAGAACUGUGUGGAGGAGGGCGGGGCCAGGCCUGUCCCUGCUGUCCACCCUGCUGCUGUGUUUGCCGUGUCUGGCACCUUCGAGUCUCGGGUUUUCCCGUCCAUGCUGAUACUUGUGCACGGGGGUUGGUUUGAGGGUCUGUCCCAGGGUUUCAGGUCUUCCCACGGGUGGAGUCGGGCCAAAGGAAUGAGCAGGUGUGCAGGAGAGCUCUGGGAAGCAUAACCCUCCGUUUUCUCUUCUGUUGUAGCCUCCUUGUUAAUAACAAGUAGAAGUAAUUUAAAUGAACUGCUCACCUUGCUCUGAAGAACCUUUUUGGAAUUAGAUUUUAGCUGAUUUAAAGAAAAUAUGGCCUGACACUUGGUUUUUAAACUUCCCAAGUUGUGGAAGUUGUUCCUAACACGGGGACUGCUGCCAUCUGGGCGGGGAUUGUUUCUGGGCCUCCUUUAGCCUGCCCACACUUAGGCCAGUGAUCAGGGUGCAUAACGCGGGCUCCCUGUUGUGAGGGGACUUAGCACUCUCGGAUGGGGCUCACUGAAUCAAAAGGACCAAGGGGGAGAGAGCAGUGGGAGUGGACCCCAAAGCCCCCAUGAGAAUGAGGAGUCUGGGAAAGGAGCCGAGAGUACGGAGCUGCUUCCUCCCAGGAGUUCGGUGCUUGGGUUUCUCGCCACAGCUCGCUUCCUCUUCCAUCUGCGUCCUUGCUGGGUUCUGCAGCCUCACAGGGUAGACGGCUCCUUUGUUACUUAAGGUUGUUCAGCUUGUAUCAGCUUGUAUUUGAGUUUGUUCCUGUUAGACCAGUUGUUCCUUGAGGUUGUUCAAAUGACACACUUUCCCAGUUAGUUCUGGGAUUGACUGUUCCAGAGAUGACGGAGAGAAAGCACGUGGGUGCUUGUCUCCCAAGAGUGUUGAGUGCCUGCUGCACUGCUGUUGGGAGUGGGCCCCUGGGUCCUGUGUGAGUGUCCCCUUUGAUGACUUGGCAGUUGCUUAGAAUAAAACUUGCUACUGGCAAAAAAAA
Molecule: messenger RNA, 2711 nt
Organism: Myotis davidii
Lineage: Eukaryota; Metazoa; Chordata; Mammalia; Chiroptera; Vespertilionidae
Gene: ZNF212
Product: zinc finger protein 212
Exons: 5
Coding region: 68-1546 (492 amino acids)
Biological process (GO): negative regulation of transcription by RNA polymerase II
Molecular function (GO): DNA-binding transcription repressor activity, RNA polymerase II-specific; RNA polymerase II cis-regulatory region sequence-specific DNA binding
Source: RefSeq, a predicted model, not a curated record